AGCCAACUCUCUCUUUUUCAUUUUAACUUUCAGGAGCCCUAGCUGCACACUGAUUUCUCUUCCCUUCCCUCAUUCCUUUGGUUUUGGCAAUUUCUUUCCGGCCAUUCGUCUUCUGACAAGGUUAGCGUUUCUUCUUCGGGAAUUUCUUCGGUUCCAUCUGUCUAAACACACACUUGUUCUCAGCACAGCAUAUCCGGCUUGUUCUUGAGCAGCUCAUUCGCUGCCAACGUAUUUUUUGCUCAUUCUCUGAGUAUUUACUAAGAGAUUGUUAUAUUACUCUCUAGGUUGCAUUAGCAAUGCUCAACCACCAUCACUGUUCACAGACCUCUCUGUCUUGACUCCUUUGCCACUGCCUACUGUUUUUCAGGUUCUCUCUGUGUCUAUGCAUCUCUGUUGCUUUCCUUCUUGUGAUUUUUGUAUGCUAUUUGAGUUUGCUUGGGUGUUUUGUGGAUUUCAAUUUGGUGUGAAUCUUGUUUAUUUGUUAAUUGCUUUUCAUCCUUGAGGAUUUUUCCCAAGGUUUUAUUCUCAUGUAUUUUGUUAAAGCUGUUAGUUUAGUCCUUAUUCCUUGAAAUCAAUUUGAACUUGUUAUACAGUUUAGGGAGCUGAUAACCAAGUUGGGAUUCUCUGUUUAAAAAAGAAAAAAAGAUCUUUUUGAUGCUUGUUGGAAAUGCAUCAUCCAACUAUGAAUAAUGAAAGCUCAUGAUUUAUCUUCUUUACUCUCAGAAUGCGAGGUCUUGAGAAAAUGUAGUAGUGAUGAAAGCAGGGUGGUCUAGUAUAUUGGGAAACAAAAGUUAGCUAUUUGAUAAGGGCUUUGGUAAUAAGAGAACAUUCCUUCCAGCUUGAAUUCAUCAAUGGCCACUAAGAUCCUUCACAGUAGAACUGCUCUCCGUUGCUUAGCGUUAUCCUCAAAGCCACUCCCUACUCAUCCAAAUGAAAGACUUCAUUUCCUGUCCACAAUGCCUAAUUCCUCAAAUGAAUCCCUGUACAGGAAACAAAUUUCCCUCGCUUAUCUCUUCCAAAGGUAUGGUUUCCCUCCAUCCCAACUGCACAGUUUCAUCAGUACAAGUCGCUUUCUUUUGGGUUCCAAUUUACAUGAAAUUGAGAAGUCCCUUGGUAUUCUCUUAUCCUUCAAAAUCCCACAGAAAUUUGUUGUUUCUUUGAUUACUGAAUGUCCUGGAGUUUUGGAAUUUAAAUUUUUGAAGAAAUGGGAAAUGGGUUUUUCAAAAUCUGGGGUUUUGAAUAUUUCCCCAUUGUUGAUAAAGAGUGUUUUAGCAUAUGCUAAAAGGUUUCAAAUUGAUCCGGAUGGGUUUAAUAAGAGUGUGGAUGUUUUGAAGGGUGUAGGUUUUAGUGAAGGUACUGUGAGGAAGGUGUUAGAGGGUUUUCCUGGAGCAAUAACAAUGAAGAAAAGUGAAAUACAUCAGAGAAUUGAGUUCUUUAUACAAAUUGGGAUUCAAAGGGAUGAGAUCGAUUGGAUUUUCAAUUCCUAUCCUGAGGCUUUGGGAUUUCUAAUUGAAAAUAGGCUGAUGCCAUUGGUUGAUGAGUUCGAGAGUUUGGGUUUUAGCAAAGAGUUUAUUCGAAAAGAGAUUAUUAGGGAGCCACGAUUUCUUGGUAUGGAAUUAGGUGAAUUUGCUAGGUGUUUGGAAUUGCUUAGUUCUUUGAAAUGUCGAACGCCAAUCAAAUUAAAGAUUUUUAGUGAUGGAGCAUUUAGAGCUGGGUUUGAAGUAAAGCAAAGAGUUGAUUGCUUAUGUAAACAUGGGUUGAUUCGUAGAGAAGCCUUUAAGGUUUUGUGGAAAGAACCAAGGGUGAUUAUUUAUGAUGUACAGGACAUUGAGAAGAAGAUUGAGUUUUUGGUGAACACAAUGAAAUUCAAUGUUGGCUGCUUGGUUGAAGUUCCAGAGUAUUUGGGAGUAAGUUUUGACAAACAGAUUGUUCCUCGAUAUAAUGUGAUUGAGUAUUUGCGUGCAAAAGGAGGGCUCGGUGACAAGGUGGGACUAAAAGAUAUGAUAAAAUUAAGUAGGCUUAAAUUUUAUAAUCUAUAUGUCAAGCCAUAUCCAGAGUGUGGAAAAAUGUUUGGAAGGUUUUCAGGAGAUGUUCAGGUUAAAAGACAACAUCCUAUUGGACUAUGGAAAAUGUUUAAACCACAAAAGCAUCCAGAGUCGAAAGAAGAUGUGAAUAAUAUGAAGUCCUUCAUGGAAGGCCUUGUUUAGUCGAGAUGAGUGAUCCUCAUGAUUCAUUAUCAUUGUAGUUCAAAUGAUCUUUUUCAUGGGAUUGUGCUGUUUUUAUCUUUGAGAUGAACAACUUUGAGAUAAACUGCAACUAUUGUUAACAACUUUAAGAAGGGUCUUGUUGAUGCAACGUGUCAAAAUAUAAUGGAUUGGCCUUGGUAGUUGACUUUAAAAAGUCUGGAGAAUGCAAGAGAAAUUGCAGUUUAUGGUUUGGAGUAGUUGUUUCCGUAAAAUCUUGGUGGUUAUCUAAGUGCCAUUAAAAUUCUCCAUGGAGAAGAAGCCAGCUGGUCGCAAUAUCUUCACAUCAAGGGGUUACAUGAAGUUGUAUACUACAAGGUAAACUAGUAGACUUUUUACUCUUUGGUUCUGUUCCUUUGUCAAUUUUAUCACCAAUGAUAAAAAUUAAAAAAAAAAAAAAAACAUAAAAUCACGUAACAUUUUUGUCGUUAUUGCCAUCUUUUGAUGAUUUAAUGCCUGUUUCUAAUAGUUUUUUAUUUGUUCAAAUCCUGGCAUGUACAACUGGCACUGAAGUUGAUGUUCCACAACUCAUGGAUGCUUUAUAGCAAUUCUAAAGUUGUUUUUGGCCAUUAUGGAGAGGCUUUUCACGGGCGUCAUCUGCAUAUUCUGAAAACAAUUUAUGGUGCAGAAUCAAUGGACAACAAACCAAAGCCAGAUUGCACUUGCAUCUCUUCUGGAGGCCAAAUUUCAGUUAAAUAGGCAUCCCAGUGAGCAUAUUUGAGUUAGCAUUUGUUCAGUGUAUACUCUUAGAGUCCAUGCUGCAUCAAACAUAUAAACCGACCCUACAAAUCAUCACAAAAAAUCCCUCUCCAUUCAAACACUAGCAUCUGUGGAAAAGCAAUCCAAGCAACUAAAAUAAGUUAUUUAUACUCCAACCUAAGGUAGUGAGGGAAAAUCUACCGUUCUGGUUGGGGGAGAGGCCUUCCUCUGUUCAGAAGGUGCGAUAAAGGCCUCAGAAGAAGGUAAGAGUCAACAAGCUCCUAAGAAAGAGAACUAGAAAAAAUCGAGAAAUUUCUCUCCGAAAAGCUAGAAUGAGAGAAUUUAAUAAAUAAUGUCAUGCUUUUGAAUUGCUAGAAAUCCACAUUUUUGGGGUAUAUAAUCUAUUUGGUUUUUAUAA
Messenger RNA from Hevea brasiliensis (rubber tree), 3360 nucleotides. RefSeq names its product transcription termination factor MTERF15, mitochondrial. The transcript has 4 exons. NCBI's taxonomy places the organism in Eukaryota, Viridiplantae, Streptophyta, Magnoliopsida, Malpighiales, Euphorbiaceae. The record is from RefSeq and is a predicted model, not a curated record. Gene Ontology annotation, molecular function: double-stranded DNA binding. Gene Ontology annotation, biological process: regulation of DNA-templated transcription. Bases 852 to 2207 code for a protein of 451 amino acids.